Molecule: messenger RNA, 888 nt
Organism: Darwinula stevensoni
Lineage: Eukaryota; Metazoa; Arthropoda; Ostracoda; Podocopida; Darwinulidae
Source: the annotation of a GenBank genome assembly
UGUGUGAGAACCUCUUCAGAGCAGCCUGUUGAGAUAUUCCAGGAAUUGCACCUAGCUUUGUCCACAGGUUUUCUUUGGUGAAAAAUGCCCUACAAAGUGAGUGUGAUAUCAGAAGGAUAUUCCAAAGAAACUAAGGAGAAGUAUAUGAUUGCCAAUUGUACAUGCACAGUUGUGCAAGGAGAUGUCAAUAUGGUUGUUGAUACACUGUCUCCAUCAGAUGCCAGUAUCAUCUUGGCAGGAUUAGAUAGACUGCUGUUGAAGCCUGAAGAUAUUCAAUAUUGCAUUGGAACUCAUGGCCACACAGAUCACAUAGGUAAUCUCAACCUUUUCCCACAUGCAACUCAUAUUGUGGGACAUAUCAUCUCAGAGAAUAACAAAUAUUGGACUCACCCAUUUGACAUUGGCAAGGACUAUGUGAUUGACCAGGAUGUCACAAUCAUCCCAACUCCUGGCCAUACACUGAGUUGCAUAACAGUGGCAGUGAAUACUCCUGAUCUGGGAAUGGUGGCUAUUGCUGGUGAUUUGUUUGAGAGGGAGGAUGAUAUAGGCAAUCCACUAUUAUGGCAGACUGCUGGCAGUGAGAGUCUUCAAAAGCAACUGGAAAACAGGUUCAAGAUUAUCAACAUGGCUGACCAUAUCAUCCCUGGACAUGGGCCUAUGUUCAAGGUCUUGCCUGAAUACAAAGAAUCUUUGAAAUUUCAAUUAGAACAAGGACUAUUCACAUGAAAUGUCUGUGAGGAUUAUGUUUCAGGAAGGUUGCUUAUCAGUGGUAUGACCAGGGGAGCAAUAGUAUUGGGAUAGUCAAGUGUAAUGCUGUUCUAUCUAGUACCAAUAUUUACAUUCACAUAUUCUUUUAAAAUAGCCUGAGGCAGGCUGUGAGUACCUUCC